AUGAGCGCGGAUCGCCUGGUCCCCUUGAGGGUCGCCCCGAGCGUAGCAGAGGAUGUCGGUGAUGUGGGCGGCAAGGCCUCGCUGUGGCUUUUGUUGCUUGAACCGAUGUUCUCAUUAAUGUUCUGUGUUGUCAUUGUCGGCGAGGUCUUGUUCAUCAUCACCCAAAGCAUUGCGAUUGCGUUCCAGAUCUCAGAUGUAAUGCUCCCGAUUGCUGAUGCAUUUGUGCCUCUUGUGCAUGGUUGUAUAGAGGUCAAUGUCGAGCUCGCGCAGGCCAAGGCUAUGGAAAACAGCUAUCGCAUGGCUGAGUUCGGCUGUACAGGCGCGGAAAUGGUCGGUGCAGCAGUGGGUGGUGCGGUGAGUGGCACAGUGGGCCCGCCGGUCUCCGUCACUGCCUUCCAAGACUUGCAGUCUCAAGUGGAGCAGUUGCAACGCCAGGUUAAGGAGCUAAGCAGGGCGCAGGACCUUAUGCGUGAGGCGAGCAAGGUUGCACCAGAGAGUGCUGAGCCGACUGUGCAGUCGCAAAGCACCGGACCGAUACCGGAGUUGAUAUGA
Messenger RNA from Symbiodinium natans, 552 nucleotides. Lineage: Eukaryota; Dinophyceae; Suessiales; Symbiodiniaceae. The record is from the annotation of a GenBank genome assembly.